AUGUCGGACGGAUUCGCCACAAAAGAAGAGGUGGAGAAGAUUUUUUCCAAGUUGAGACAGCACCCGGCCAACCAGGUCUGUUUCGAUUGUCCCAACAAAAACCCCACCUGGACCUCGAUCCCAUUUGGCAUUCUACUCUGCCUAGAGUGCUCAGCAGUGCACCGUAACUUGGGUGUCCAUAUCUCGUUUGUCAAGUCGCUGAACUUGGAUCAGUGGCAGAGAAUCCAGUUGAGACACUUUAAGUUUGGCGGUAACCAGGUCGCCAAGGAAUUUUUCACGAAAAACGGCGGUUCCCAAUACGUCAAUGGUAAAGCUGAUGCUACCACCAAGUACCAGAGCCCCGUGGCCAAGAAGUAUAAAGAAAAGCUAAAGAAGACCGCCCAGCAGGACGCCUUGAAGCACCCCGACGAGGUCACGCUAGAUGACACCCUGGAUCUGUUGUCAUUGGUGGACGGGUCUCUGUCAAGUGCUGCUGCUUCUACGGACGACUUCUUCUCCAACUGGAGCAAGCCAAUCAACCUGACCCCUUCCCCCUUGGGUCUGAGACCUUCCACGCCUUCUGCGGCUGGCUCUAACGGCGGCUCGGCCUCUGUGUCAGGCGACGAAGCGGCACCCAGGAAACCAGCUGUGAGAACUGCAGCAGCCAGGGCUAAGAACAACGCCAACGCGUUGGCCGCCAAAAAAUCGAUCCUCUCGGGCAAGGGCAACGGACCCAGAACGUCGCGGGCGGCUGCCAGGAGAGUGAAACAGCAGGAGGAGGAGAUCGACUUUGAGGAGCUUGAGAGAAAGGCCAAGGAGGAGGCCGAGGAGGCCAAGAAGUUGGGCUACAAGCCCCAGGCAGAGCCUGUGCUGGAGCCUGCCCCCAGAGCGCCCAAGCCCGUGUCGCUGUUGUCGUUGGGCAGCUCUUCUACGCCGGAAGAGACCCCCAAGCCUGUGGAGGAAACCACGGUUCAGUUCCAGAAGUUGGGUUUCGGCAUGACACAGGGCGGCAACGACACGUCUAGCACCAAGAAGAAGUAUAACGACGUGGCCUACACGGGUGAGGUGGCCAGCAAGUACGGCAAGCAGAAGGGUAUUUCUUCGGAUGAGUAUUUCGGCAGAGGCCCUCGUUUUGACGAGAACGUGAGGCAGGAGGCCCAGCAGAAGCUCCAAGCUUUCAACGGCAGCCAGUCGAUCUCAUCGAGCUCGUACUUUGGCGAAGAAGAGGAGGCCGGACAGGGUCCACGCAGAAACCAGGGUGGAUUUGGUGAGUUUGAGAGCGCUGCCAGGGACUUUGCGCUGAAGUUCUCUGGUAACGCCAACCAGGACCUUGACGUGUUGAAGGAUGCAUUAGAGGAUGGAGCCACCAAGUUGGGUGGGUACUUGAGGGACUUCUUGAGGUAA
Messenger RNA from Candidozyma duobushaemuli, 1383 nucleotides. It is a transcript of the gene GLO3, whose product is annotated as ADP-ribosylation factor GTPase-activating protein. Gene Ontology annotation, biological process: COPI coating of Golgi vesicle. Bases 1 to 1383 code for a protein of 460 amino acids. The transcript has a single exon. The record is from RefSeq and is a predicted model, not a curated record. Lineage: Eukaryota; Fungi; Ascomycota; Pichiomycetes; Serinales; Metschnikowiaceae. Gene Ontology annotation, molecular function: GTPase activator activity.